Molecule: messenger RNA, 255 nt
Organism: Parascedosporium putredinis
Lineage: Eukaryota; Fungi; Ascomycota; Sordariomycetes; Microascales; Microascaceae
Source: the annotation of a GenBank genome assembly
AUGACGGGGUCAAUUCUUCGAUAUCUGGCGGCGCCAAUUCUACGGCAGUCCAUGAGGCAGCCGCUAUCGCGACCAGCCAUUUCUCCCGUCCUCCCAGCCUUCCAGACGGCUUUCCGACCAGUCUUUCGCCCCUUUUCCUCAACACCUAUCCAGAAUGCGACACUGAUGCAGGUUCUUCGGGGUGGUGUUAAUGGACGAGCUACUAGCCGUAGCAAGUACGGCGCGAAGAAGCCCAAGAAGGCUACCGUCAGCUAA